Babesia bigemina is the source of this 5493-nucleotide messenger RNA. RefSeq lists its product as hypothetical. The transcript has a single exon. NCBI's taxonomy places the organism in Eukaryota, Apicomplexa, Aconoidasida, Piroplasmida, Babesiidae. The record is from RefSeq and is a predicted model, not a curated record. The coding region runs from base 1 to 5493 and encodes 1830 amino acids.
AUGACCUCUAUAAACCAUGACAAUAACUUGUGCCCUGUCACCCUUCCCCUCCCUUCUUCCACCUCUUGCCACUGCCCUCACCAUGUGCCGCCUAGGGAGCUUGGCAAGAAAUUUGAUAAAUUUUUGAACCUCAAAAUUACCUCAAAUAACAACCCUACUAACAUCCUUACUAACCUCUGCACUGGCCUCGAAAAAUUCCUCGGCUUCAACUCUGACUCCAAAGGCUACACUGGCAAGGGGAUUGUGUACUCUGACCUUGACAGACUGUGUGAUGCAGUGAUGGGAUUUUUGUAUGGCGUUCUCAGUAACAUCCAAGGCCAUUUAGGGCAGCAUAAAGAUGCUAUAAACAUUGCAAUUGAAGCUUUGAAGACCAAUAAACACGCCGGUAAAAAAGGUUUUAAUGCUGCGAUUGGAAGUGUGGUCGCAGGGGUGCGGGGGUAUAAUGGUAAUGUAAAAGCUUCUAAUGAAGCAGUGAUUGAGCCCCUUCAAUUACUGCUCGACUACACCAAGAAAAAUGGAGGUGAGUUGAUUACUAGCAUUAAUAAUAUUCAGGCUGAGAGUCAUCGUCUGGAUCCACAGCUGGCCGACGCCGUAAGGUCCUGCGGGGACCGGCUGAAGGAGGCCACAGAGAGGAGCAAGAGGUGCGCGGAAUUUCUGGACCCCAAGGCAAAUAACAACACUAAGAUGAAAAAAAACAUUUAUGACCUUAAUGAUAAGUUGCGUGACAAAGUGUUGCAUGUUCGUAAGCUUGUUGAGUACGAGAGCCACCGGCUGGCCAGCGUGCAUAAGCGGAAAGACGCUGAGUUGAAGGAGACGACGGAGAAGAUUAAGACAAGUUUUCGCAAUCUCAAGAGCUGCAUCAACAAGCAGGUGGGUGACGAUAUAGAUAAGCUUGUUAAAAGUUUAAUGGUGAGGGUGCAGAAAAUUUUGAAGAAGCUGAGGGAGAUUAGUAGCGACUUGGAAAAAUAUAUCAAUGAGCUGGUGCAAUGGAUUACCAAAGUGGAAAGUUUUAUUGGUGUAGAAAUGCAGAAAGACAUGAAUACAAUAAUGGGAGAGAUGGACGAAAAGGAUUCGUAUAAGAAACCGUAUGAAAUCAAUCAGGCAGCCGGCCAUAUCAAUACAGAAGCCGGAGUGCUCCACGGUGCCGGGCAGAAUGCUAUUAACGCUGUGCAGGAGAAAGUGAAGGAGGCGCUUACGCAGGUGAAAGAAAUGGAUAGCGAGCUGAAAAAGGAUUUGUAUAAGGUGAGGGAAGCGAUAGGGGAGCAGAUAAAAAAUAUUAAAGGGGCAAUUGGAGUGUUGUACAAAGUGGUCAAACAUGGAAGUGGUGCAGACGCUAUGCAGGGGGAUGAACGGAUUGAGCAAGUUAUUGAAGUGGUUCAAAGUAUGAUCAAGGAAAUCAAAGGUCCCGACGGGGGACGAGAUUUCAGAGGUCUAGAAGGUAUUAAAGCAAAAGUUAUUGGAUAUGUUGCGAAUUUCAAAAUGAAUUUUUGGGGUGACAUUGUGGGUCCGUGGGUUGAUGAUAUAUUAGGUAAGCACGACUCAAAGGAUCGACGACAAGGUUAUCUGGAGGAUUAUGUUAAGCAGUGUAUAGAUUGGUAUAUUAAAGACGACGAAAACAGUGGAAUAUUUAAAAGUGAUAAGGGUACCAUGGGUGCUAUUAUGGAGGAAGUUAAGGAUAAGGUCAAAAAUGAGCUUGGAGAAGAAUCCAAUGCGGCAGGUGGAGCAAUCACUAGUGGGAUAUCAAAUGUUUCAAGUAAUCCCAAUGACCAAAUUAAGCUCUAUGUAGAAAGUGUCAGGGAAGGUUGCGAUACGUUUGCCAGAAGGCUUGGGGACGUACUCCAUGCUAAGGUGAAAAACAUCGUUAGGCAUAUUGAAAAAGCUGUCGUAAGAGAUGACGCAAUUCCAUCGUACAGUCCAAAUCUCAAAGUUGCUGUUGAAUCAACCCUUAUAGCUAUUCAAUCGAAAGCCAGGCAGGCAGCCAUAACACUUAAUUCAUUUGCUCUCGAUCCUAAGUUUCCCAACAAACCUAGAACUAGCACAGCAGCCAUGAUACAAGACGCGUUGACAACCGCCAGUGGCUUGUAUGAUAAUAUAAGGACGGCGCUUGGCAAACCACCCAACGCUGGCCCGGGAGAUCCCAAGCCGAACCACGCCGCCGCCGUCGACAACGCCAUCUCGGAAAUGGACACCUUGACGAAUGAUCACAUCGGGACAACGCCUCUCGCAGGUGUAGGCGAUUCAGGUGACAGAAUCUCCGCGUUAGGUAGCAAGGGAUUCAAUCAAUACAAGCAACAAGUUGACCAAGAUAGUAUAGCCACCUCCGUCAGUAAUCUUGACAACUUGAAAGGUGCCCUUCCAAUCACGAUAAAAAACAUUAGGGAACAAGUGAUACGUGAAUUGUCCGGAAUUGACGGUGCUAAAGAGGCGAUCGUUCACUACGCUGAUGUGAUUACCGAUAGGUUCCAAAAACUGUGCGCGGCAGUUAACAAGGCUGGCAAAAGCCUCAAUUCGCAUCUGCAGUUUUUAAAAAACACGUAUUUCGAGGAGUCUAAGCGUGAUUACAAAGAUGCCCGAAACAGCAUAAAACGAAUCAAACAUCAGCUCAUCACACUGAAAAAUGAAAAUCUGAAGGACGCCAUAACAGAGGCCACCUACUUCCUCACCAGCGCCGAUCCAACAGCCCAGGCCACAAUCACGUCAAUCAGAGGCGUAGUAAGCUCCAACGUCGAAGAAGCCCAGAACACUCUCAUCACUCAAGUCAACAAGAACUACGUCACGUCAGUGAAAGAGAUCCUGACAGAGUUCGCCGUCGCGGUUGAGAAUCAGUUGGACAAUCUUCCACACGCCAUUAAUAACGAUCUGACUACGGGUCACAAGGGCUUUAUGAUGAACAUGGAAACUAAAUUUAUCACGACAGUGAAACCAAUGGGAAGCAUUCCGGACGAGCCAUCCUCUGAAGCAGAGUCCCCGCUGAGGAAGGGGACAAAUAUAUUAAAAACCGCAUUCAGGAGCUUCCUCGACGCGUUAAAAACGCAAUCGGGUUUCCCUUCCGACUUCCAAAAAAUUAAGGCUUCGGAUGCGGCUCUGACCAAUCUGCUUACUACACUCGCUGCUUCACGACACUUCGAUGACAAAUUCAGUACCAAUCUUGACGCCCUUGAUAAUGCCGUCACUGCCUUCAAGCCCGCUACCUACGGCGCAGCCAAGUGCCCCUUGCUCCUCAAUGCUCUUAAAGCAGGCUUCACCCCUCUCGUCGAGGAGCUCAAGAAGGCAUACGUUUCAACGUACUCUUUGAGGACCAUCGAAUGGGAGAAACUCACCGAGGCGGAAAGAAGAAACUACGCCAAAAUCGGCUUGACCAUCACGCCCAUCUUAUAUCAAGAAUUAACUACUCUAAAGCACGGACUUGAAUACAGCGGUUGGGAUGGCCACAAAAUAUAUCACCCAGCUGACGGCACCUCCAGCCUCCACGCUCUCUUCUUCCGCGACAACGGGUAUGACGUCCAUCGUCCUGAGUACGCUGAGCAUGGCGAGCUGAAUCACAGACAAGACUUCAAUGGUAGCAACAUCCUCAAACACCUAAACAAUACAACGCAUAAUUUGUUCAGUCAACUGUCAUCUCCCGUCACCGACAUUCCUCGAUCGGCAUCCGGGUCGGACGAGCUAAGUGUAACCGUCGCGGAGGAGAGUGGUCUCAUCCGAAAACUCUAUGAUUGCUUAAAGACGUACUUCAAAGUCUGCCACCUUACCCUCAUUGACAAACCCCGCGCUCCAUGCUCCAUUUACGAAAUUCUCGUCUGGUGCAACGGCCUGCAGUUCAACCCCGUGUACGAGAAGCUCAAGGCGCAAAUUAAAUCUGAGUUCAUGAAGGAGGACAAAAAGAGGCCGGGUACUAAAACGCUUCAGCCCUUCGAUGCGCAUCCGUCUCGCUUCCAUCACACUGACGUUAACGAAUAUCUGUACAAGGUCUCAUCUGACUCCCACGCCGUCCUCACCGCUAUCCUCGGCCACGGUCACAAGGACGGAAUUUACGCGUGUGAUUUCUCCGACAACUCGCUGAAAUUAGAGUACCCUGCCAACAUGAUCCAGUUGCUGUGUACGUUGUUCGACCUGCUCAAGCGCCUCUACCACCAGCUGUACUUCCUGCUGCAGCAGUGUCAACUUACAACUCAGCUCAGCGGUUGGAAGGACUGCCACUACGGCAGGUACAUCGGUGGGUCAGGCUGGCAGUGCAACACGAAGCAGUGCCCUAAGCUAGACUGCGACCAAAGGCAUGACCAAAGUGGCAACCAAGGGGUUGGCCAUUAUCCCAACUGCGGCGUCAAGUCGCCACUGCAAUCGUUCUUGGAGGACGGUUUGAAAGGCCACCUGCCGCAUUCGGUAGCAGCUAGGGGAUGGAGUCUGUCAUGUGGCACGUGUGGUAGUACACCUGGUAUGCCGUGCAGAACGCCAAUGGGCUUCGCCGACAUCAGUGCCAUCGCUUCGCAUACGAUGAUUGGCCAGAAUAUACGCGAGGUGCUUGAGGCUUACUGUGGGAGUGCAAAAUCGCCUCUCACUAGACUGUGCAGUUACCUCAACUGCCUUUUGCCUAGUGCGCCGAAAACGCUGGCGGACAUGUUCAGCUUCUACUAUCACCUCACCGAUCGCUGGGGUAUGUAUGGUCAAACGCAUAAACAGCAGGCAUUUGAAGAGAAAGUUAACGCUGCCAAUUUCGGACGUGAUUAUGAUAAGUUGAACGUCUACCACUUAUUUACCCCUAGUCACUCAGCAUUGAAGAAGGGCCAUUCCGAUGGUAGCCUUGGCAGUCUCGUAUGCUCAUCAAGGGACUCCGUCGUAUGCGGUCCUUAUCUGCGUCCCAUCAGUCACGCCAUCUACGAGACGUUCUCAUCAAAACACGCCGAUAAAUAUUUGUCGUGGAUCGUUUACCUGACCGCGACGUUCUACGAUCUGCUGAAGAAAUUGUAUGACGAGUGCAAUUCCAAAUGCGGUUCCAGGGGAUCGAAUUGCCAUGGAAAAGCGUGCAUCAAGGAAUGUACAACUACAUCAACUACGUAUAAACCGCCACGAUAUCACGAUCCCAAAUGCAAAUCCAUAGUGAAGUGCAAUGCUACGCUGCCAACAUUGGCAAAAUACGGCUUCGUUCUCGGCGAUCCAGAGAGGCUGAGCGGAAGUGAACGAUCGCAAACAAAACGCACGUGCAGAGAUUUCUGUAAUGUAUUUGCGGAGGCAUUUGAGAAGGACUCACAUCUUGUGAAGUUUUUCAAAGCCAUUGAUAAUUUCAUGUUCACCAUCAGAGCGCCGUUCCUGUGGAUGACCGUGGCACUUUGGUCACUAUCCCUCUUCUACCUAAUCUGCGUAAUGGUUGGCAGACUGGAUGUGCUCCACAUACGCUCACACCUGAGGAUACCGUCAUCGCACAAGAUAACGGCGCAAUCAUUGUUGGCGGCAGCGCAAGUCGGAAGGCUUGCCAAGAUAUCGUAUCUACAGCCGUAA